UGUGGCAACCUGCUAGAAGAAGAUGUUUUAAGCUUUAAAUAGAGACUAGAUGGAGAACAUUGCAUAGAACGUGCAGAAGGGAUUUGAAGAAGAAUAGGAAGGAGGAGGAGGGAGGAUGACGUCACGUCCAGAUAAUGGUGGUCAUGCGACCAACAGCGGAAGGACACGUGUCGGCAAGUACGAGCUGGGUAGGACGCUAGGCGAGGGGAAUUUCGCGAAAGUGAAGUUUGCGAAGAACACGAUCACCGGAGACAAUGUCGCCAUUAAGAUUCUCGACAAGGAGAAAGUUCUCAAGCACAAGAUGAUCAACCAGAUAAAACGAGAGAUAUCAACAAUGAAACUGAUUAGACACCCUAAUGUAAUACGUAUGUAUGAGGUCAUGGCUAGCAAGACAAAAAUAUACAUUGUAUUGGAAUUUGUAACUGGUGGAGAGCUCUUUGAUAAAAUUGCAAGCAGUGGGAGAUUGAAAGAAGAAGAAGCUAGAAGAUAUUUUCAACAGCUAAUAUGUGCUGUGGAUUACUGUCAUAGUAGAGGUGUUUGCCAUAGAGACCUAAAGCCUGAGAACUUGUUGCUGGAUGCUACGGGAAUGCUCAAAGUAUCAGAUUUUGGAUUGAGUGCACUGCCUCAACAAGUUCGGGAAGAUGGGCUGCUUCAUACAACAUGUGGUACGCCAAAUUAUGUUGCCCCAGAGGUGGUUCACAAUAAAGGCUAUGAUGGUGCGAAGGCUGAUCUCUGGUCAUGUGGUGUCAUUCUUUUUGUUUUGAUGGCAGGCUAUUUGCCCUUUGAAGACAACAAUCUUGUGAAUUUGUAUAAAAAGAUUUUCAAGGCUGAGUUCACUUGUCCUCCUUGGUUUUCUACGAAUGCAAAGAAGUUAAUCAUAAGAAUACUUGAACCUGAUCCUGCCAAACGGAUUACGAUCGCUGAUGUAAUUGAGAAUGAAUGGUUCAAGAAGGGAUACAAGCCUCCAAAAUUUGAGCAGGCCAAUGUUAGUCUUGAUGAUAUAGAUUCUAUUUUUAGUGAAUCAAUGGAUUCACAAAACCUUGUUUCUGAGAGGCGUGAAACAAGGCCUGUGGAACCUGUGACCAUGAAUGCUUUUGAGCUUAUCUCUACCUCUCAGGGCCUCAAUCUCCGUAGUCUUUUCGAGAAACAAAUGGGACUUGUUAAAAGGGAAACAAGAUUCACAUCCAAAUGUUCAGCAAAUGAGAUCAUUACGAAAAUUGAGGAAGCUGCUGGGCCUUUGGGUUUCGGUGUUAAGAAGAGCAACAAUAAGUUAAAGAUUCAAGGUGAAAAGACUGGGCGUAAAGGUCAACUAUCUGUAGCUACCGAGAUUUUUGAGGUGGCUCCUGAACUUUAUGUGGUUGAAUUGCGGAAGGCUGAGGGAGAUACUCUGGAAUUUCACAAAUUCUAUAAAAACCUCUCUCCUGCACUGAAAGAUAUUGUUUGGAAAGCAGAGCCAAUCGAUGAAGAAAAAGAUGGUUCCAGUCCCUCAAAAUAAUCUUUCACGAAUCUUCGCCUGUUAAUUGUACAAAUACCUAGCUGUGCUCUUUGCUACUAAGAAUGGCAGUUGCUUGAAGGAUUCAGCCAUGGGGCUCAUGGAAUAAACUUUUUGUCCGACACUAUAUAAUUAUAGGAAUGAUUGAAUCUUUCAAUGAAAAUUUGUUGAAUAGUUUUCCCUUCUUUCAUGCUGAGAGAUUGUGUUGGCGAAAAUAUUCAAACAUUAUAAUAGGGACAUAGCACAGAUUUUUUUCGGGGUAUUGGGCUUCUAAAUUUAGGCUUUUACCGAUUGAAAAAUUUUACAUGUUCUAUUAUGAUAUAAAAUUAAAAGAAAAUUGUUUCUUGCAAAAAGUUAUGAAUAUAAUCUCACUCUGAUCCCUAUCCAUUUGCUUAAA
Molecule: messenger RNA, 1889 nt
Organism: Arachis duranensis
Lineage: Eukaryota; Viridiplantae; Streptophyta; Magnoliopsida; Fabales; Fabaceae
Product: CBL-interacting serine/threonine-protein kinase 23
Exons: 15
Coding region: 116-1495 (459 amino acids)
Biological process (GO): signal transduction; protein phosphorylation
Molecular function (GO): protein kinase activity; ATP binding
Source: RefSeq, a predicted model, not a curated record